CACCRCAGCUGUCAGCAAACGUUUCUUGCCACCAUCAGAAAGAACAAAACACACACCAACCAUGGGUCGUUUUACCUCCGUCCAGAUCAUUUCCGACAACCACUCCAGCAACCGAACGAUCACGUACGAUCAGGCCAGGGGGGCGUCGGCAUCGGUUGGAGGCGGCGAAGGAAGCAUCCAGGACAAGGACAAGAACAACAGGGACGACAAAGGCAGGAACAACAACAACAACAACAACAACAACAACAACAACGAGCGGCUCGUCACGGAAAAGGUCGUGAACCCGUACGGAUCGACGAGCGGUGCCGGGUCCGGCGAGUUUCACGUCUACCGCCACGCGAGGGCCCGGGAGACCGCCCGGUGGAACGCCCUUGACGCGGAGGCAUCCAGGCGGGCCGAGGAGGMGGRCUUUCGGGCCUCGCUGGAGGCCGACCGGGCCACCGUCGAGCGCAGGGCCGAGAAGAACCGCCGGAAGCGACAGCGGGAAAAGGACGCCAGAAAGCGCAAGAAGCACCUGAGGGCGGCGGGGAUCGGGACGGACCGGGACGGUGUCGGUGGGAGUGCCGGCACGAACCACAAUAGCAACAACAACAACAACAACAACAGCAGCAUAGACGACGAAGAAUUCACGUACGUUCCCCUGGCGGAGCAGAGGCGGAUAGAGGAGAAGGCUAAGGAAACGGAUGCGGGGCAAUUGCAGCGAGCACCGGAGGACAAACCGGAGAUGCCCAUGGCCAUUCCCACCGACGGAUCGUUUCUGGAAGUGAUGAAGCGAAAACUAGAGGAGGAACAACKGGCGGCGAAGGAACGCACGGACAACGAAAACGGCAACGGAAACAACGAGGAGCAGAAGCAAGGCCCGGAACCCCCCGUCCCCACAGACAACAACAAUGACGACGACGACGACGACAGCGAGGGCCCCGCCCCGCCACCGGCCGUCUGACGCAACACAACGCAACACAACGCAGCGCAAUCGUGUCGUGCACCACGCCGAGUAGUGCCAUGCGGGCGGGGCACCCGAGAAACGAAACGAUGCACGCCUCCGCGUUUUGCCAGCCAUGGCACGGUGCCGUGGCCCGGUGCACGGGGCAUCGAGGCUUGCGCGUGCAUGCCUACAGAUCUAAAUAUAUACACGCGCACGUA
Messenger RNA from Pseudo-nitzschia multistriata, 1143 nucleotides. The record is from the annotation of a GenBank genome assembly. Lineage: Eukaryota; Bacillariophyta; Bacillariophyceae; Bacillariales; Bacillariaceae.